Messenger RNA from Peromyscus leucopus (white-footed mouse), 3780 nucleotides. Its product is annotated as alkylated DNA repair protein alkB homolog 8-like. Gene Ontology annotation, molecular function: 2-oxoglutarate-dependent dioxygenase activity; S-adenosylmethionine-dependent methyltransferase activity; tRNA binding. Gene Ontology annotation, biological process: tRNA wobble uridine modification. NCBI's taxonomy places the organism in Eukaryota, Metazoa, Chordata, Mammalia, Rodentia, Cricetidae. Gene Ontology annotation, cellular component: cytoplasm; nucleus. The record is from RefSeq and is a predicted model, not a curated record.
UAGCCCCGUGGACUCAUGGGAAAUGUAGUGCGAUUGUCUGCAACAUGGCGGCUCCCAGUAUUACUAUGAACAUCAAUCAUAAAGGUGGCUUAAAACUCAAUAAAAUCGAGAAGAAGUUCUUAAGGAAACAGAGUAAAGCCAGGCAUGUGUUGCUGAAACAUGGCAUCCAGGCAGUGUCUUAUCCCACCCAGAGCCUGGUUGUUGCCAAUGGUGGUCUUGGUAAUGGUGUGAGUAGGAAGCAACUGCUUUUGGCUUUAGAGAAAUGUGGACCCAUGGAAGCUCUCCUGAUGCCACCUAAUAAGCCUUAUGCAUUUGCAAUAUACAAAACUAUUGAAGAAUCAAAAGCCUAUGCUAUCCUCAAUGGAAAAGAAAUCAUUGAUGAUUUGGGGCAGAAGAUCAUUCUGUACUUGAAUUUUGUGGAAAAAGCACAAUGGAAAAGAAUGAGGCUUCAAGCCUUACCUCCAGGCCUCUUGGUGGUAGAAGAAAUUAUUUCUUCUGAGGAUGAGAAAAUGCUUCUGGAAAGUGUUAAUUGGACAGGAAACACAGGUGAUCAGAAUUUCUUAAAACACAGAAGAGUUAAACAUUUUGGUUAUGAAUUCCACUAUGAGAACAAUACUGUAGAUAAAGAUAAGCCCUUACCUGGGGGUCUUCCUGAUAUUUGCAAUAGCAUUUUAGAGAAAUGGUUGAAAGAAGGUUACAUUAAACAUAAACCGGAUCAGUUGACCAUAAAUCAGUAUGAGCCUGGACAUGGAAUUCCUGCCCAUAUUGACACACAUUCUGCAUUUGAGGAUGAGAUCAUUUCUCUCAGUUUGGGGGCAGAGAUUGUUAUGGAUUUUAAACACCCAGAGGGUGUCACAGUACAAGUUAUGUUGCCUCGUCGGAGUUUGCUGGUGAUGACAGGAGAAUCUAGAUACCUUUGGACUCAUGGAAUUACACCCAGAAAAUUUGAUACUGUCCAAGCAUCUGAGCAGUUCAAAGGUGGAAUAAUCACCAGUGACAUUGGAGACUUGACUUUAAGCAAGCGGGGAAUUCGAACAUCAUUUACGUUCAGGAAAGUAAGGCGUAUGCCCUGCAAUUGUAGUUACUCCUCGGUCUGUGACAGACAGAGGAAGGCCACACCUCCCUUUCCAGAGAGUAGUAAAGAAGCAUGGCAGCUGGAGCGAGAGCAUGUUCAUCAUGUAUAUGAUUUGAUUGCAAGACACUUCAGCAGCACAAGGCACAGCCCAUGGCCACGCAUCGUGGAAUUCCUGAAAGCUUUGCCAAGUGGUUCUAUAGUGGCAGAUAUUGGAUGUGGAAAUGGAAAGUACCUUGGCGUCAACAAGGAGUUAUAUAUGAUUGGUUGUGAUCGUAGCCAGAACCUUGUGGACAUUUGUAGAGAGAGGCAGUUUCAGGCCUUAGUCUGUGAUGCACUGUCAGUUCCAUUCCGAAGUGAGUCUUUCGAUGCUUGCAUCUCCAUUGCUGUCAUUCACCAUUUUUCAACUGCUGAACGUAGAGUGGCAGCUCUCCAAGAACUUGCCCGUCUCUUGAGACCUGGUGGGCAGGCCCUUAUAUAUGUCUGGGCAAUGGAACAAGAGUAUAAAAACCAGAAGUCCAAGUACCUUAAAGGAAGCAAAACUAGCCAAGAAGAUAAAGAGGAGAUAAACAGUGCCACAACCACUGCAGGACUACUCGUAAAUCAGACGCCUGACGGAGGCAGUGAAGACCAAGCAUCAUCUGUCCCCACCACUAAUAACAUCCAAGAGGGAGAAUGUACGCCAAGAAAAGUUCCUAGUUCUGAGCUUCCUGUUCAUACAAACAGGACUUCCUUUCACUCCCAAGAUGUGCUGGUUCCUUGGCACUUCAAGGGAAACCCUAGUAAAGACAAAGAUGUUGAGCCAUUUGGGUUAGCAGGAUCCCCUGACCCAAGUCCCGUGUUUCAUCGUUAUUACCAUGUUUUCUGUGAUGGAGAAUUGGAGGCUUCCUGCCAGGCUGUGGGUGAUGUUAGCAUUCUGCAGAGCUACUAUGAUCAGGGGAAUUGGUGUGUUGUUCUUCAAAAGGUCUGAUCAUUUAUCUGAACAUAUCAGGUGUAAAAGGAAAAAACUGCCUAUCUGUUUUUGAGAAGGAGGGUAAAUUAUCCCUUUAAUUAGUGAGGCAACUUGGGGGACAUUACCAAAGGAGAGCUAAGAGCAGAGAUUACUUAGGUAACAUUCUGUCUGCUACUAUUGACUGACUUCAUUAACGUAGGUUCCUCUUACAUGCCUUCUAAGUAUGGUGUUUAAAAGUGAUUGGCUUUAACUUGUGAAAGGCCUGUGAUCUUUGUAUAAGUGUGCAGCAUUUUGAAGAUAAGCUUUGUUAUAAAGUGUUUAUAUAUAAAGAUCCUAUACUAUGUAGGAUCGUAGUGAAACAAUGAUGUGACCUUUUAAUUAAGUGAAUACUCCUGGACAGUAGGAAAUAAUGUGAAGUUUUAUCUGAAAAACUCGUAGUAACUUUCUCACUGGAUCUUUCUAGCACAUUGUGGAUGCCCAGUAAAACUUUAGCCAGGUGAUUCUCUGAAUUCAUAGAAACUUCAUUCAACAGAUAUUCUUUAAAUUCAUGCUAUUUACUGUUAAGUACUAGGAAUGAAGUUAUGAGCAAGUAAAGUAGGUUGGUGUUUAGCUCUGAAAGAACAUGUGUUUCUAAUUGAAGCUCUGGAUUUAUUAUCUGUUACCACAAACAUACACACCAGUAGAAAACAAGAGCAAAGCCCUUAUUCCUAGGAAGCUUACCUUCUAGAAAGGGAGGCUGAUAAACGCAAACAGGUAAGUAAAUAUUGUGUUCAUUGUAAUCAUAAAUGCCAUGUAAAAAAGUAAAUUGGAGGCUGAAAGGGAUAUUAACUUGUGAGCAAAAGAUUACUUUUUAAUGGCUGAAGUAAUUAGCAAUCCUGACUGAUUUAUUACCAGGAAUCACUAUUCCUCAUCAAUUGGUUUAAGCUUUAAAGACAACUCAAAUAGUUCCUUUUAACAGUUAAAUUCCAGAAGUUAAAAUUUAUCAGCCACACCAAAUUUUGCUCUUUCAGUCACAAUUAGCUGUUUUUCCUUAUUCAUAGUUUGUCCCAAUCCAGGAAGAAUAGAGGCAUUUUUAUCUAGUCAGUGAAACCAAAAGCAUAUUCCUGGAAAGUCCUAGUAAGAUUGAUCAAUGUCUAGCCAGACUGAGUUGACCAGGGAGAAACUUUUAUGAUUUUUGUAAUUGGCUCAAUCAAAAAACAUAAUUAAAAGUAACAUGUACAUGUUUUAAGACCAUCACUUGAUUAAAAAAUGUUUAUAAUUAACAAAUUAAAAAUUGUAGUCGGGCCCUUUCAAAUAAGACUUCUAUUUGAAUAUACAGUUUUCUUUUUCUUUUCUGUUUUUGAGAGAGAUCUCAUGUAGUCCAGGUUGCCUUCAAUCUUGCUAUGUAGCUGAUUCUCCUGCUUUUGCCUCUCUAGAUUAAGCUUAAGUAUAGCUUAAAAUUAUAUAUAUUGAAAACACUAAGAUGUUGUUUAUAUAUUAAAACAGUAGUUCUCAAUCUGUGGAUCAUGACCCUUUGACAGCCAAAUGACACUUUCACAGGAGUUGCCUAAGACCAUCAGAAAUAUUAGGUAUUUACAUUAGUAUCAUAACAGUAGCAAUAUUACAGUUUUGAAGUAGCAAUGAAAAUAAAUGUAUGGUUAGGGGUUACUACAACAUGAGGGACUGUAUUAAAGAAUUGAAGCAUUAGGAAGGUUAAGAACCAUUCUAUUAAAGGAACAUGUGGACCAGUAAGAUGCUUAGUUGAUAAAGGCAUUUG